This is a messenger RNA of Lasiosphaeria miniovina, 594 nucleotides long. RefSeq lists its product as uncharacterized. The coding region runs from base 1 to 594 and encodes 197 amino acids. NCBI's taxonomy places the organism in Eukaryota, Fungi, Ascomycota, Sordariomycetes, Sordariales, Lasiosphaeriaceae. The record is from RefSeq and is a predicted model, not a curated record. The transcript has 7 exons.
AUGGGUCUGCUGUGCCCCCAUCUUUGUGAGGACCGAUUGUCGGACCUUGGCUCCACCACCGUGGCUGCACGCGUGUCCGUCUCCAUUUACAGCAACUACAGGAAAUGGUUAGAAAAGCUAUCCCCAAAUGAGAUAGGCGGCAAUUACAUCGACCCAGAGACAGCUGUCCUUUGCGUCAUCUGGACUCCCAGACGGGUCCUCAAGCCCUCUCCUUUUCCUGGGCAGAGCGGGACGGUGGUUUUGGAAUUGGAUUCUCAGAUGCUACGGGCCGCCGUAAUUGAACACAAGGGAAAGCACACUCGCUGUACCGCUGAGUGCGUAGCGAAAGAGGUCGACUGCGAACAUGGGGAGCCCGCCUUGCAUAAGUUUAGAGAUGGUAUUCGACCCGACCAACUCCAGCGGCUCGAAAAGGCGCUGGUGUCACAACAAUUGUUUACCGGAGACGUGAAUGUCGAGAAGCCUGAAUACGCGACAAGAAAUGAGUUUUUGUUCCAGGUUCUAGGUUCCAUGUUUGUCCGAACACAAAAGAUUUCUGCUCUGACCUUGGCAAGUACGCCUAAGAAUGACCUGAAACAUCCCGUCUUUGGUAAAUGA